Molecule: messenger RNA, 1332 nt
Organism: Dovyalis caffra
Lineage: Eukaryota; Viridiplantae; Streptophyta; Magnoliopsida; Malpighiales; Salicaceae
Source: the annotation of a GenBank genome assembly
AUGGUCAAGGGAGGGAAAACCAAACAAUAUUAUGAUAAAGCAUUUUGGUGGAAAAUAGUUGAUGGGGAAGUUCCUUUCCAUGGACAUAUGUCAAUGAAUAAAUUGCUAACCAGCCUCAUUCAUUAUAAGGGUUCUGUUCAAGCUCAGAACUUAAGUGAUUCUCUUGCUGAAGCUAUGUCUGAUAUAAAAUUCAAGGUUGGUCUGAGGAAGGAUUCUUGUUCUUUUGCUGAAGCCCGUGGUGCUGGUUUUACUGGAGAACGAUAUUUUGCACUUUUGUACAGUGCUCGCCUCAGGCUGCGAGGCAGUCUACAUACAGCUGCAGCUAGAGUUAACGAGCUACUGAAGGAACUUGGAUUGGAGUAUGUUGCAAAUGUGCGAAUUGGCAGUGAAUCAAGCCGGGGCAUUUCUAGCGGUGAGAGUUCUGUAGGAGUAGAUCUAGUUCAUGAACCGGCUAUUCUUCUAAUUGAUGAACCAACAUCUGGAUUGGAUUCAGCAUCAGCUCUUCAUAUAGUUUUGUUGCUCAAAUCUAUGGCUAUAAAGCAAGAUAAAACAAGCAUACUAACCAUCCAUCAACGUGGUUUCCAAAUUCUUGAGCUAUUUGAUAAGAUUCUGUUGUUAUUAAAUGGAACUAUUCUUCAUCAUGGUUCCUUGCAUCUCCUCGAGCAGCGGCUUACAUUUGCUGGUCAUUCCAUUCCUAGGCAUGUUAAUGUGCUUGAGUUUGCUAUCGAAAUGACAGAAGCCCUGGGCAUGGAAGAUAGUGAAGAAGGUGAAAUAGAAGAUACCGAUGUAGCACAAGAUUAUGAGCACAUCAGAAGAAAUCCUAACCAAUACAGCAAUAUUGAAGAAACUAUUUACUCCAAUGGUCGAUUCAAGGAGGUUUUAAUACUGGGUCAGAGAUUCUCCAAUAUCAUUUGCAGAACCAAUCAGCUCUUUGCACCAAGAAUACUACAGGCAGUACUUGGUGGGGUUGUGCUUGGAACUAUAUUCAUGAAUGCAACAAAUGAUUCAAAGAGACUUAAACUUCAGACUCAAAUUGGGUUCUUUGCCUUCAGCCUCACCUUCUUGUUGUCAUCCACAACAAAAGGCCUACCCAUUUUCUUGCAAGAAAGAAGAAUUUUAAUGAGAGAAACCUCAAAAGGAGCGUAUAGCGUUUCUUCGUAUGUCGUAUCAAACACUCCUCUACAGCACCCCAGUAUACUGGGUAGUUGGAUUGAGAAGGGAAAUGGGUGGGUUAAAAUACUUUUAGCAAGCGGAGAGUAUACAUUCAAAAAAAUCAACAGAAAGACAUGUUUUUUUUAUGCUCUUCUUUCUCAAUCAUGCAUAGCUAAAUAG